Molecule: messenger RNA, 381 nt
Organism: Rotaria sp. Silwood1
Lineage: Eukaryota; Metazoa; Rotifera; Eurotatoria; Philodinida; Philodinidae
Source: the annotation of a GenBank genome assembly
AUGAAAUCCAAUUCCUGGAAACAAAAAACAAUUUCGUCCUUCUUUUCAUCAUUUGCAGCAAAAAAACAAAAGACAGAUGAUCAAACACUGAACGCUUCAUCAAUAUCUGCUGAAACACAAACUGUUCUCUCUGAAACAUCAAACCUAGUUUCUACAGUUGGUGCAAGUGGUAGUGGAGGUAUUGAUUCAAUUGUUACGUGUGGUCAUGAUAUAUCAAAAAUUUCCUCAUUAUCAUCAACAUCAUUAACAUCAAUACUUACCUCUUCUUCAAUAUCUAUUAGUACUAGUCAUUCAUUACCUGAUCUAUCAUCACAACUUGUGUCGGAAUUUAAUAACAAUUACAGCAGCUUUAAAUUUCAUUAUAAUUUUCUUUUUAUUUAA